AGCAGGCAUGACGGAGAGGUGGUGAGAGCUCUGAUCCAUCAGGUCAGUGUGUGGUAUCCAGCGCAGAGCAGGGAAACACAGUUUGUUGUAAUAGUUCCUCUCUGGAUACUUGCUGAGCUGCAUUUCUCUCCGGGACGAUGUGCUGCGUUGCUCCCGUGAGGAGGAUAGUGACUGACAAAGUGGACUGCAGUGAGGAUGUGAACACGAGCUCUGUGACAGAGGAGAUCUUCACAUCAUCGCAUCAGGAUCAACGGACCAACAAGCCCCUCUCAUUCCUUCCUCCUCUUCCUCGUCUUCAUUCACCCCUACCCUCACCGGUCUCCCCGCCAUCAGAUGAGGCCUACUUGCAAGCAGCGGCCAUUUUCCAACAGCUGCGGACAGAGAAGACACAGCAGCCUGGACACUAUGGGAGGAAGACAGACGCGCCGCAGCCAGAGAGCAAAGACAAAACCACCCAGAGACAGGCCUACCAACUCGCCUUCAACACACUCAAGUACCAAGAUUUACUGGAGGACAUUAUCGCUGACAGCUGCUUCCACACGUCUCAGAAUAUUUCUCGCGAUUUGUUGCCCUUGGCGAUGGUGAUGCUGUUUGACUUCCAGGACCGAAGGUUUCUUGUGCGUGAACGUUCAUCGAAGGAUGAAGACGAGCCUCUGCAGGAAGUCAGAGUCCUGGAGAGCAGUCUGCUCAGGUGUAAGACCAAGCUGGCAGCAUCUCUCGCUCGCUGCAGAGUGAAACAUCAUCUGCAUAGUGUCUCCUGUUUCCUGUCCGAUCCAGUCAGGGCCAAACAGCACAGGGCGAAACAUCUGCCGCUUUACGGCUGGGUCAACACACUCAAGACCAGUGUUGAGGAAGUGUGUGAAGCGUUACGAAGCGCCGGCUUGCGUGAAGUGAAGAACAUCGCUGACCUCAGAGGCCCGACGUUCUGCAGCGACCCUCUCUGUCCGGACACACUGGUCUUCACCCAACAGCUCCACGCUCUGCUCCAGCAACACCUCACAGCAUCACAUGCACUCAACAUGCAGGACAGGAGCGUGUGUGUGGCGGUGAGUGUGUUACGCCCCCUGCUGUUUGAGAAUGGUGACGUCCUGGCGGUGGGGUCUUUCUCGGCCGUGACGGUGGCCCACAUGGCCGUCGCGGCCGCCGCCCGCUCCGGUCGAGUGUUGGUGUGCGGCGCUGAUCACGCACCUUCACACGUCGAGGAGAUGCAAGAGCUGCUCACACAAAUGGACCUGAAGAAUGUGCGAGUCCUGUCAGAAGCGUUCUGCGGUCUGGAUGAGUGGGACGCCGCUGUCCAGAAGCUGAAGGUCAUCAUAGUGCUGCCUCAGUGUUCGUCCUCCGCCCUCAGUGACCCUGUGCCCACCAUCCACAGUGAACAUGGAGACUGGGAUCUGCUGCCGGACCUGUCUCAGGGUCCUGUGUCCAAAAGCAAGAUACACACAAUGGCCGCCCAGCAGGCACGACUGCUGUCACACGCUCUCUCCUUCCCAAAGGUUCAAACUGUGGUCUACUGCACACGCUCAGUGUAUCCUGAGGAAAAUGAACAGCUGGUGAAAAGAGUGUUAGAAAAAACACACACUCACCCCAAACUGCUGCCCCUCAGGGUGAACGGUCCGAUUUUCCCUGAUGACUCCCAGUCAGGAGACGCGGCAGCAGACUCCAAGUUCCUCAGACUCGAACAAUCUCAGUUCACCAACGGCUGCUUUGCCGCGCGGCUGUCUCGCCAGGCGGAUCCCACGAAGGUGGAAACAGUCCAGGAUGUCCUGGCAAGGGCAGCAGCAAAGGGCCUCCUGGGUGGAGUAAUAUCCGAACAACCGAAAAAUGUUAAGAAGGGGAAAGGCAACAAGAAUCGUGUCGCUUCGGCCAGCAGCAGGCCUUCGUCCCCCUCAAGCCAGGAGAGGCAAGAUCCAGCCGCAGAAUGUGAGGGCAAGAACGGUGAGUGUGAUGUGGAGGCAAAGGAGGGAGGAAAGAAGAAGAAAGGGAGUAGACGAAAGGUCAAACAACAACCAAAACAGUCCAACAGGGCGGCCGCAGCCUCGAAGCCUCAGAAGAAGAAACCAACGAAGAGGCGAGUCAAGACGAAACCGAGAAGAAUACCUCGUCUUACACUGUCGUUGAUGUCCUCUGCAAAACCCUCCAACCGCUUGUCUCCGAUCACAGCCCUUGCACACAAGCUCAGUGACAGCACAUCGAUUAAAUCGCAGCAGACCGUCCUCAGCACCCGUGCCCCUGCCAGUCCUGCUCCACCGGCUCCACAUGCAGCCUCCAAGCAGGUGAAGAGACAGAACACAGAGCCUGAGAGAGCAGAGAGGACACUGAGGAAUGCAACUAAACCUGAAAGCCAGUUUAAGACCCAGUCGAAGGCGGUCAGAGCGAAGACAGAGGUGGUGACACAGAACGGGUCGAAGACCGCAGAUUCCGUCCUGCCACCCAUUUCCUUCCCAUCGCCCAGAUCUCGCAGCAGCAGGAGUGGCAGUUCUCACUCCCAGUGUCUGUCCCAGGCGUCCAGCUCUCACCUCACCCAAUUAUCUGCAUCGUGCGCAUCAACAAUCUCUCUGCCUGGAUUAUAGAAACAUUGAGUUUGCCGAUGUGGUGAAUUCAACACCAAUAUCAUGAAUGAAGGGGCUCGCAAGUAGAUUGUUUUUAAGAAUGAAGGCGUUGUAAGUUACACAUGGAGAAGUGUGAUUUAACUUAAAUCAUCAGCUGAAUACUGUGUACCAGAAUGUAUUUUUUGCUCUACAUUCCAAGAUGGGAACUGAUAAAAGUAUUUAAGUUAAAUAUGAGAAAUAAAAAUAUGUGACAAAUGAAUUCUUCAUCACCAGUCUUGUGAUGCAAGGUGUGACUUCACUAUACACUGUAAGGAAUGCACAUACACAAUAGUCAGUCAAAGGAAAGCUGGAUCGUUUGAAUGAAUAAGUUAUGGCCUUUUCAAAAUAAGAGAUGUCAGAAUAGCUAUUCGAUGACAUUGUGA
Messenger RNA from Acanthopagrus latus (yellowfin seabream), 2971 nucleotides. RefSeq names its product putative methyltransferase NSUN7. NCBI's taxonomy places the organism in Eukaryota, Metazoa, Chordata, Actinopteri, Spariformes, Sparidae. The record is from RefSeq and is a predicted model, not a curated record. Bases 138 to 2570 code for a protein of 810 amino acids. Gene Ontology annotation, molecular function: methyltransferase activity. The transcript is spliced from 13 exons.